GCAUCUCUCCACUCUCACGUCUUCAUAACAAACCUCCACAGCAGAGAGCCUCACCUACCUUACCUAUAUAUCUUUUAAUCACUUAUUGGGCGUUGUGUGAGAUAACUGGAGCUAAUUUACCCAGAAGAUGUGAAGCAUUAUGGCCACGACAGUGUAAUUUGAUCUCAGGAAGUUGUGAGUGAAGGAAGGGGAAGAAGACAGUCAAGAUGAGUAACAUUAAGAUGACUCAGUUUGUGGUGGGGCUCAAGUCUCGGCAGGAGGAGACGAGGGUGAAGGCCGCCUGUGACCUCCAGCGCUACGUUACCACCGAGCUGAGAGAGGUGUCCUUGGAUGAGCUGGUGUCUUUCCUGGAUGAGUUCAACCACCACAUCUUCGAGAUGGUCUCCUCCAACGACAUCAACGAGAAGAAAGGCGGCAUUUACGCGAUAAUGAGCCUGGUGGACGUCGACAUCGGCCAGACUGGACUACGCAUCAGCCGCUUUGCUAACUACCUGAAGAACCUCGUGAACAGCCCAGAUACGGGAGUGAUGGAACUGACCGCAAAAGCCGUUGGCCGCCUUGCUCUAGCCUCUGGAACGUUUACGGCAGAAUACGUCGAAGAUCUGGUCAAGAGGUCGUUCGAGUGGCUGCAGGCGGAUCGCAAUGAGGGAAGAAGACACGCAGCGGUAUUGGUGCUCCGGGAAUUAGCACUGUCGGUACCUACCUACUUCUUCCAGCAAGUUCAGCAGUUCCUGGAUGUCAUUUUUCACGCAGUACGAGACCCCAAGCCAGCCAUCAGAGAAAAUGCUGUGGCAGCGCUACGGGUGGCCCUCACCAUCACCACACAGAGAGAGACUAAAGAAAUGCAACAAACAAUGUGGUAUAAGCAGUGUUUAACCGAGGUCUGGGCAGGCUUUGAGGACUCUGGCAAUAACAAAGAUCGCAGCCUCACUCGAGAUGACCGAAUCCACGGCUCCCUGUUGGUCUUGAACGAACUACUCCGCUGCAGCAACAACGAAUGGGAGAGACUCGUCAAACAGCUGCGGCACCUCACUCACUACCAAACGCCUGCUCCGAAAAAAGACGGCGUGUCAUCUGUAGUGAGGCGUCUUCGUGGUCAGGGGUCGCUGCCCUCGUCAUCUCACACACCCCAUGAUCUUCUCUCCACCCUGCCCUCACAUUCUAACACAACCAUAGGAGGAACAGAAACUACCAUUCUGGACCAUCCGUGUGAAAGUCGAACGUGUCGAGAGCUCAUCCUUGAGAAGUAUGAUGACAUCAGUACCCAAGUCCUGAACCAGAGGAACAGUAGGAACACCAUCAUUCAGAGUGCCCUCCUACAGAUCCUGCCUCGACUGGCUGCACUUAACAAGGAAAAGUUUUCACAGAAUUACCUCUCUGGGACGAUGACCUACCUGCUGGGGUGCCUGAGGGGCCGAGACAAGGAGCGUCCCGCGGCCUUCGUCACUCUGGGCCUCCUGGCGGUGGCUGUAGGUCCUGCCAUCAAGAAGUACUUACCAAAGAUCAUGGAAGUCAUCAAGGCAUCGCUUCCCACUAAGGAUACACCAAGUAAGAAGCGCGUGGUAGAGCCGGCCGUGUAUGUCUGUGUGAGCCUGGUGGCGCGGGGGGUGGAGGGAGCCGUGCGCAACGAUGUGAAAGAACUUCUUGAACCCAUGAUGGCGACGGGUUUGUCUCCUCCCUUGACCCUCGCUCUUCAGGAACUGGCCACGGAAAUUCCUCAACUCAAGCGAGAUAUUGCCGAGGGACUGCUGAGGAUGUUGUCUCAGGUCUUGAUGCAUCGGUCUGCCCCACACCGACACGGUGCCCCUCCACUCCCGCCAUCGCCCGAUCACCACGACACAGCCAGUAUUGUCCUGGCUCUCAGGACUCUCGGCUCAUUUGACUUUGAGGGCACAGGACAAUCACUGAUGCAGUUUGUGAGGCACGUGGCUGACCAUUACCUGAGCAGUGAACACCGGGAAGUUCGUUUGGAGGGAGUGCGGACCUGCUGUCACCUCCUGAGACCAACCUUUGCUUCUCUCGGUCGACGCAAUUCACAGAGUCGGAAUCACAUCAUCUUCAAUAUUGUCAGCAAAGUUCUAUGGGUCUGUGUUACUGAUAUGGAUCCUGAUGUGCGUCUGUGUGUCUUGGCGUCUCUGGAUGAGAGUUUUGACAGUCAUCUCGCUCAACCAGAAAACCUCAACGCUCUCAUAUAUGCUCUUAGUGAUGAAGUCUUUGAGAUACGAGAACAUGCCAUAUCCAUACUCGGCCGCUUGUCUGCUAUUAACCCAGCCUAUGUCCACCCUCUGCUAAGGAAAGCAUUACUUAAGAUUCUCGACGAACUGGACUACAGUGGGAUAGGACGCAACAGAGAGCUGAGCGCACACAUGUUGGGCCACCUGAUAGGCAACGCUCCCAGGUUCAUGCGGCAGUUUGUUCAGGCCAUCAUGUCCGUGUUGGUCCCUAAGUUGAAGGACCAGGAUCCCAACCCUGCCGUCACCAUGUGUGUCCUCAUGGCUAUCGGGGAUCUGGCUCAGGUGAGUGGAGGAGAGAUGCAGAAGUGGUUGAUAGAGCUCAUGCCCCUGUUGCUGGAGAUGCUUGGCGAUGGCACGUCUGGGUGGAAGAGGAGGGUGGCCCUGUGGACCCUUGGCCAGCUGGUGGAGAACACGGGCUACGUGGUCCACCCUUACACCCAGCACCCCACCCUCCUGGACGUGUUGCUCUCCUUCCUCAAGACUGAACAACAACCGGCUGUUAGACGGGAGACCAUCCGGGUGUUGGGUCUGCUGGGAGCGCUGGACCCUUACAAACAUAAGAUGAAUGUCGGGAUGAUCAAGAUUCAGGAAGACACAGGAGUGGCGGUCAUCUCCAUCACUGAGGCCAAGAAUGACGAUCUCACUGCUGAUUUAGGGACGAGUGAGAUGCUGGUGAACCUCAACUACUCGUCCCUGGAGGAGUUCUACCCAGCCUGUGCCAUUGCCAUGCUCCUCAAGGUGAUCAAAGACCCAGCUCUGGCCCAACACCACAAUGAGGUCGUCCGGGCCAUCACAUUCAUCUUCAAGUCACUGGGUGUGAAGGGAGUCCCAUACCUGGCUCAAGUGAUCCCUUCUCUCCUCAUUGUUAUCAGAACGUCAGAUGCCAAUUUCAGGGACUAUCUGUUUCAACAACUGGCUAUGCUUAUUGGCAUUGUUAAGCAGCACAUUUGGAACUACUUGUAUGACAUCAUCGAGGUCUUAAAGGAGUUCUGGGUGACGGGUGGUAAGCUGGAGACGACCAUCACGAUCAUCACUGUGGUGGAGAGCAUUGCCAUGGCUGUGGGGUCAGAGUUCAAGAUAUACUUAAAGGAACUUAUACCCAUGAUACUGAAGUCUUGUAUCAAUGACUCUAAAGAGAAGCAAGUGACUGCAAAGUUGCUUUUAGCAUUCCAGAAGUUUGGUGCCACCCUUGAGGAGUUCCUACACAUGAUUCUCCCUCAUAUUGUUAAACUAUUUGAUGCCCAAGAUGUGCCUCUGUCUGUUCGUCGCAGCGCUCUGGAAACUGUGGACCAUUUUGCCGAUUAUCUCGACCUGUCUGACUACACCUCCACGAUUAUUCACCCAUUGCUGCAAACUCUCGACACAAGCCCAGAAUUACGUCUCAAAGCUAUGGAUGUGCUGUGUGCCCUCGCGACUCAGCUAGGCCGGACAUAUGAGUGCUUCAUACCGGUCGUGCACCGCAUCACAACCAAACACAAGAUCAAUCACCCUAGAUAUGACAUUCUCGUUGCUAAGGUGGUGAGGGGGCUGACAAUAUCCGAGGAUGAGAUGACCAUCCUACUUGCCCAUCAGCGCUCCAGGUGGCCAAAGACCAGGGAUGACCACCUGGAGGCAGACUCGGCCACCAUCAAAAAGGUCACAGUUGGUGUACAGGCUCUCCAGCGAGCGUGGCUCUUCACCCGACUGGUCAGCAAGGAUGACUGGCUGGAAUGGCUCAGACGCUUCAGCAUUGAAUUGAUGAAGGCGUCACCGUCCCCAGCACUAAGAUCGUGUUAUUCUGUGGCCUCAACGUACGUGCAGCUGUCACGUGACCUGUUCAACGCAGCCUUUGUAUCGUGCUGGAGUGAGCUGAACGAGAGUCUCCAGGACGACCUCUUACAGUCUCUCCGUCAGGCGCUCACCUCCCAGGAUAUACCCGAGAUUACCCAGACCCUCCUCAACCUGGCGGAGUUUAUGGAACAUUGUGAUAAAGGUCCUUUGCCUCUAGAACUUACACUGCUGGGCCAGAAGGCUAUGGAGUGUCGUGCCUAUGCGAAAGCCCUGCACUAUAAGGAGGAAGAGUUCCACAAGGGCCCCACGUCUGAGGUUUUGGAGCAUCUUAUCUCCAUCAAUAACAAGUUGGGCCAGAAAGAAGCUGCUGCAGGUCUCUUGGAGUACGCCCGUAAGAACAACCGCACGGAUAUGAAGGUUCAGGAGCGCUGGCAUGAGAAGCUGCACGACUGGGACCAGGCACUUCAAGCAUACCAGACUAAGUUAGAGACAAGACCUGACGACCUCGAUUUAGUUCUUGGACAGAUGAGGUGUCUGGAAGCUCUUGGGGAAUGGGGAGAGCUGUACACUGUGGCCUGUGAUCGAUGGGGAGGCUCCAUGCCAAAUGAGUUCCGCGGUCAAAUGUCACGUGUGGCGGCAGCAUCAGCUUGGGCGAUGGGUGAGUGGACCAUGAUGGAGGACUACGCCAAGUUCAUCCCUCGAGACACACAGGAGGGGGCCUUCUACCGUGCUGUUCUUGCCGUGCACAAAGACCAGUAUCAUGUGGCACAGCAGUUAAUCGACUCUGCCCGAGACCUGUUGGACACAGAGCUGACAGCCAUGGUGGGGGAGAGUUACCAGCGAGCGUACAAUGCCAUGGUGGCCGUGCAGAUGCUGGCGGAGCUGGAAGAGGUUAUACAGUACAAGUUAGUGCCUGAGAGGAAACAACCCAUCACCCAGAUCUGGUGGGAAAGACUGCAGGGUUGUCAACGUGUCGUGGAAGAUUGGCAGAAAAUACUCCAAGUGCGCUCCCUGGUUGUCAGCCCCCAGGAAGACAUGAGGCCUUGGCUGAAGUUUGCCUCUCUCUGUCGCAAAUCAGGUCGCCUUGCACUGUCUCACAAAACUCUGGUGCGACUCCUAGGGUGUGAUCCGUCCACUAAUCCCACUCAAACACUUCCAGCCACCCAUCCGCAUGUGACUUACCAGUACUGCAAACACAUCUACACGUAUCACAAUAGGCGCCAGGAGGCUUAUGGUCGGUUGCAGAAAUUCCUGCAAUACUUGGCACCAGCCGUUGUUGUUGGUCAGAAUGGAGACAAUAAUAAGCUGCGCAAGUUGGUAUCAAGGGUCUACCUCAAGCUGGGUGAAUGGUAUGAACAACUUCAUGGCCUUAAUGAGGAGAACAUCAGUCAGAUCCUCAGCUACUACACUCUGGCCAAGGAAACAGACGAGUCCUGUUACAAGGCCUGGCAUGCUUACGCUUACAUGAAUUUCGAGGCCAUACUUUUCUACAAGAACAAGAAUGACUUAAUUGUGAAGUCAGACAGCAGUGGGGAGGAAUCAGGCACUCCUAGUAAGAAGAAGAAAUCAGCUGGAGACUUCACCGUGGCAGCAGUGAAAGGUUUCAUUCGAUCUAUAUCACUGAGUGACGGCAACAGCCUCCAGGACACACUGCGACUUCUCACCGUCUGGUUUGAGCACGGUCAUCAGCCUGGAGUCUAUGAGGCUUUGGUUGAUGGCCUCAAGACUAUCCAGAUCGACACUUGGCUGCAGGUUAUACCACAGUUAAUCGCAAGGAUUGACACACCUCGUACACUGGUAGGGAAGCUGAUCCACCAGUUGUUGAUGGACAUUGGCAAGCACCACCCCCAGGCUCUCAUAUAUCCCCUGACUGUAGCGGCCAAGUCAUCUGUGGCAGCGCGGUCACAGGCUGCUGAGAAAAUCCUAAAAAACAUGAGGGAACAUUCUGCCAAUUUAGUUCAGCAGGCCAUGAUGGUAUCAGAAGAGCUUAUCCGUGUAGCAAUUUUGUGGCAUGAAAUUUGGCACGAAGGUCUAGAGGAGGCCAGUCGACUAUACUUUGGAGAGAGGAAUGAAUCGGGCAUGUUCCGUACCUUGGAGCCUCUUCAUGCCAUGAUGGAGCGAGGACCACAGACACUGAAGGAGAUGUCCUUUAACCAGGCCUAUGGUAGAGACCUACACGAAGCACAAGAAUGGUGUCGUCGAUACCAGAGGUCAGGAAAUGUACGCGAGCUGAACCAAGCAUGGGACCUCUACUACCAUGUGUUCCGUCGCAUCUCUCGCCAGCUUCCCCAACUUACGUCACUAGAGCUACAGUCCGUCUCGCCGAGGCUUCUCAAGUGUCGGGAUCUUGACAUCGCUGUUCCCGGGUCUUAUGCUCCUAACAAUCCCGUUAUAUGUAUUAGCCAAGCUCAGUCAUCACUGCAGGUUUUGUCUUCUAAACAACGUCCUCGUAAACUUUGUAUCAGAGGAAGUAACGGCCGAGACUUUGUCUUUUUGUUGAAGGGACACGAGGACCUUCGACAAGAUGAAAGAGUUAUGCAGCUCUUUGGGUUGGUGAAUACGUUGCUCAUCAGCAAUCCCGAUACUUUUCGUCGCAACCUGACCAUUCAGCGCUUUGCCGUUAUUCCGCUGUCCACCAACUCUGGACUCAUUGGCUGGGUGCCACAUUGCGACACUCUACAUGCUCUCAUAAGAGACUGGCGGGAAAAGAAGAAGAUUCUCUUGAAUAUUGAGCACAGAAUAAUGAUGCGCAUGGCUCAAGAUCUGGAGCAUCUGACCCUCAUGCAGAAAGUUGAAGUGUUUGAACACGCUCUGGAGCACACCCAGGGGGAUGAUCUUGCCCGGCUUCUGUGGUUCAAGAGUCCAUCCUCAGAAGUGUGGUUUGAUCGUCGCACAAACUAUACUCGUUCCUUAGCUGUUAUGUCAAUGGUAGGGUACGUGCUGGGUUUGGGUGACCGUCAUCCAUCCAACUUGAUGUUGGAUCAGUUGUCAGGCAAGAUCAUUCAUAUUGAUUUUGGUGACUGCUUUGAGGUUGCCAUGACACGUGAAAAGUUCCCUGAAAAAAUACCCUUCCGUCUGACCCGGAUGCUCAUCAAUGCCAUGGAGGUGACGGGCAUUGAUGGUACCUACCGAAUGACAUGCGAAUCAGUCAUGAGUUUAAUCCGUAGAAACAAGGACUCUCUAAUGGCCAUGCUGGAAGCCUUUGUUCAUGAUCCGUUGCUCAACUGGCGUUUGAUGGAUCAUGCACAGCCAAAAAGUAAACGUUCAGUGGUUGGUGAUAGUGAAAGUGCCGGUAGUGCCGUUAGUGCAACAGACACUGUCCACACACCAAUAAUGGAGGCCACACCUAUAUCAUCAGCAAUUCAUGCCGGUUCCCAGACUAAGAAACUGGAAUUAGGGCGAGAUGAUUCCGGUGCUUCGGAGGCUCUUAAUAAGAAAGCGGUGGCCAUUGUUAAUAGGGUCCGUGACAAACUUACCGGGCGAGACUUUUGCCACGACGAGCCACUGGAUGUGCACAGACAGGUUGAACUGCUUAUUGCACAGGCCACCUCUCACGAGAACCUGUGCCAGUGUUACAUAGGUUGGUGUCCUUUCUGGUGAAUAUCUCAGAGUUAUUUUGUUAUCUUAGUUAUAACUCAAGUGUUCGGGAGUCUUCUUUAUCUAAGCAGCAUCACUUUCUCUCUUUUUCCUCCUCUUCCCUAUUUUGUACAUUAGGUGUUUAUGGGAAAUAAUUGUAUAUUAAAAUUUAAAGGGCUUAAUAUGUUAUGCAGCUUAUAAAUUUUUUCCCUUGGUUGAGUAAAACACCUUAUGCUGGUAUGUGCAGCAAUGGGUCCACCUUCCUAGAUUGAAGAGAAGUUUGCCAUGUAAGGGUAUGGAAAUAUCCUGCCUGUCGCAAUUGGUAAUGGCAAAAUCCUCACACUUUCCAGCUAGAAUGAAGGUAUGCAAUAAUGAAUAUAUUGACUUUAAAGUUACUAAUGUGGCCAAAAAUAAUUGUUGUUGGUGAUGUUCUGUUAUUACAGUACUCUGAACUGUAUAAUAUUGUGUGACAGAUUGUUCAGCAAUGUGUUGGGUAUGUUUCAUUUAAAUUGUGCUGACUCGUGAAAUUUUAAUUCUUUUCAUAUGCGAUGAGUUUUAUUUGAUGGUACUGUAUAAUGAAUAGAGAACUGUACAUGUGAGCUAACCAGGAACACAAUGUGACUACUCUUAACAGGUCUUCCAAAAUAACUUGAAUGUAUAUUGUUGGGAAUAUUUACAAGAAUUGUUUUUAGGAAUGAAUAGUUACGGAAAAAUGCAGAAGCUGAUGUAACUGUUAUUGAGCCAUGUCGAGUGAGAUUUCUCAACACAAGUGGUGAGAUCAAAGAAGUAGUGCUGUAUUAUGUGGUGAUAUGAGACCAUGAAAUGAGUUAUACCAUCUGGAAAGGCAUGGCUGGUGAGAAGGGACGGCCAGUAGUGAGAACACACCAGGUGGUUUGUCCAAGAGGUGCCAGGAGUUCGGCUUGGAAGACCCGUGCACACUUUUAGUUUAGUUAUUUAUUCCCAGUAAUUGAUGUGUUUGUGAUUUAAAAGUCGCUCUCGGUGAAGUUUUUGUCAUUACUUAUAUACUGUAGCUGUAAUUAGAAACUAAAUCAUUGCUUAUUUGAGGGUAUUGAGGGUGCCUUUUCUCAGCUGGUGUUAAUUACUGUGGCAUGUUGCAUACUCCCAGCUGGUGUUAUAUUACACCUGUUACUUGGCUGCUCUGGCAAAGGAUGAUGAGACACAUUCAUCUACAGAUAAUAUUAUUUUUUAACCUUUGUUAGUAAGCCUUAAAGUGGUAAGUUAAUCUUCUUAAUUUUAUAAUUGAUGCAGUGAAUCAGGUGACUUGUGCACUGCAUCACCGGACUUGCAGGAACCCUCCAAUUGCAUGACUGGGCUAUACUACCAUACUUCAGAAUUCCAGAAAAGUUACUCACAGCUCUCAGUAGUGUCAUUUCCUAUUUAUUGGGGCUUUGGUUGAGCCAGGGGAGAUCCUAUUCCAAGUUUUUGAGUUUUGCUGGACUUCUGGAGUCAAGCCCAGUUUCUCAAAUGGAGGGCUUCUGGAAAUCCUUGAGUGAAGCCUCUGAGUUGUUCAGUCAGUACUCAAGUUGCAUGUCUUAAGCUGGUCAUAAAAUGUGAUUUCAGGAUCAAUUCCUUAUUUUUGUGAUAUAUUUAUCAGUUAAAAUGUAAGUGAACCCUGUGUGUUGUGUUGUACAAAAUUUUCAUCUGAAGUACAAUUUGGAAAUUAAAAUUUACAUGAAAAUGAAAAGUGAAAAAAAUGUAAUUUAAUUAAGAAAGUGCCAGUUUCUGCUCAUAUUACAUAGUGUGUUAUGAGUGUUUGUAUUUUGUUAUACAAAACAGCAAGACUUGAACAUGUUCUGUUAUGUAGUUUUGUUUUGUAUGCUAAAUAGACAUGCUGAUGACAUGA
Messenger RNA from Homarus americanus (American lobster), 9444 nucleotides. It is a transcript of the gene Tor, whose product is annotated as serine/threonine-protein kinase mTOR-like. The coding region runs from base 207 to 7604 and encodes 2465 amino acids. The transcript has 38 exons. Lineage: Eukaryota; Metazoa; Arthropoda; Malacostraca; Decapoda; Nephropidae. The record is from RefSeq and is a predicted model, not a curated record. Gene Ontology annotation, molecular function: protein-containing complex binding; protein binding; protein serine/threonine kinase activity. Gene Ontology annotation, biological process: protein phosphorylation; negative regulation of macroautophagy; TOR signaling. Gene Ontology annotation, cellular component: nucleus; TORC1 complex; TORC2 complex.